Molecule: messenger RNA, 1266 nt
Organism: Caenorhabditis remanei
Lineage: Eukaryota; Metazoa; Nematoda; Chromadorea; Rhabditida; Rhabditidae
Exons: 8
Coding region: 1-1266 (421 amino acids)
Biological process (GO): regulation of small GTPase mediated signal transduction; regulation of GTPase activity; signal transduction
Molecular function (GO): GTPase activator activity
Source: RefSeq, a predicted model, not a curated record
AUGGAAGACGAUGGGCCUCCGGGGAGUUCAGGCGGGUCUCGAGGCUACUGGAAGCAAAAUUUGUAUCUUUUACAAGAAAAAGCGCCGAAACCGAACGCCGUUCAGUGCCGUCGCGCGGUUCAACACAAACCACGACAUUUCGGUGCGGAAUUUCAUGGAUUAAUUGAUAGAAAUGAGGCGGAGAAAAUGCUUCUGGAAGCCGGAGAAGGCUCAUAUUUGGUGAGGGAGUCGAAUCGUUCAAGGGAUGCGUGUACACUGUGUAUGGUGUUCGAUGGGAAGGUUAUGAAUUAUAAACUCUACUACGACGGUCAAUUCUAUGUCGGCGAGAAGCGUUUCGAUACGAUGGAUCUAUUAGUGGCCGAUGGGCUGAUUUCGAUGUUUGUCGAUUUACACGCGGCAGAUUAUAUCAAACGAAUGGCUGAUGAGGCGAUUUAUGAGGAUAGCCCGUAUUCCCGAUAUACGAACGCGGCGACUACAUCUGAUAACAUCGUCCGCCGUCCAGUGACUCGAGCCCACAAUUUCUCGUCGUAUACCUUCAAAGCGCCACAUUAUUGUGAUUAUUGUCGCAAUUUCUUGUGGGGAUUGGUUCAUCAGGGAAUGCGUUGCGAGGACUGUGGAUUCGCCGCUCACAAAAAGUGCUCCGAGAAGACGCUUCAAGACUGUGUACCCGAUUGUAAAUACGUGAAACGAAUGUUCGGAGUAGACAUAACGACACUCUGUAUGGCUCACGGAGCAGAUAUUCCACCGAUUGUCUCCGUUUGUAUUAAUGAGGUGGAGACACGUGGAUUGACUGUUGAAGGCAUCUAUCGAGUGUCUGGAUCAUAUGAUCAUAUGGAAAAGUUGAGACAACAAUUCGAUUCGAAUCAGAAUGUCGAUUUGGCACAGGUAGCGGACAUCCAUACAGUAUGCGGACUGCUGAAACUCUACUUCCGACUUCUCCCCCAACAAUUGAUCCCAUUCAGUGUUCACAAACAACUUCUCGUCGCCUAUCAAGAGACGAAUCAACGGGCGACACACGAAAGAGAACGAGGAUUGAGGAAGGUGAUGAUGGAAUUGUCCGAUGCGAAUAUCAUCACACUUGGAGCCGUUUUGGCGCAUUUGAAAAAGGUAGCGGAUCACAGUUCAAAAAACAAGAUGACCGUCGAGAAUCUCGCAACAAUCUUCUCUCCGACACUCUUCUGUUCGGGUAGUAUUCCAGCAAUGCCCAAUCAUCAACUCCUCCAUUUUCUUAUCAAUAAUCCACGUGUCGUACCGAAACAUCGUUAA